Messenger RNA from Oryctolagus cuniculus (rabbit), 3245 nucleotides. Lineage: Eukaryota; Metazoa; Chordata; Mammalia; Lagomorpha; Leporidae. The record is from RefSeq and is a predicted model, not a curated record.
ACCUCAGGUGCUAAAAAAUACUGGUUCAUAUUCUUUCUAUAUUGCAGCACUUAGAGUGAAGUAGAUUUCUUGUUUUGGAGGAGAAAAAGAUAUUGGUGUUCUAAAAAUGAUCCAUGCGUGCUAAUUUGCUAUAAAAAUUCUUCCUACAAAAAUUCUUGACUAAUGCAUGCAGACUAACUCUAACCCAGUAGUGCUAUUGCAAAGGCCUCUAAGGGUGAUGAAAGAGGGAAAAAGGGAAGGCCAAGAAGAAGCCUAACGGGGUUCAAAUGCCCACUCUGCCUUAGGCAUCACUGGCGAGAGCAAGAGAUGAUUUUGAAAUUGCCCUGGCUUUUAGCUCUGUUUUUAUUUUUGAGAGCCUUAUAGUAGACUACAGAAGAGCCAAGAGAGCACAGUGGUUGGUGAUGGAUAGACUUUUAUUGAGACUGGCCAGUUUUGAAUUCUAACUCUACCACUUUAAAAUGGAAACGGAAGGUUACUGGGAGGAUUAAAUGAGAUAAUACAAGAUAUGUGCUUAGCAGAAUACCUGAAACAGAGCAAAAUCUCCUCACAUGUUCAUUACUUUGAUUCUAAUUCCCUCCCAAAUAACAAGAAGGGUGGGAGUGCAGAGACAUGCCUUACUGUGCUGCAACCCGUGCUGCCAAAGAGCUGGCUGAUCCAGAAAGUUCCAUCAACCAGGAUUAGUACAGGCUCUAAUAACACACACUCACUGACUGUUUUUCCAAACCAUCAUCUGUGCUGGGUGCUUUUACGGUACUUCUACUUUCAAAGAUCAGUUAAGUGAGGGGAGAGAAGCUGAUUAUUCAAGGGCUGGCAGGAAACAAUGGGAAGGCUCUUCUUUCAGACUGUGGUCCUUAGAGGCCCACAUGCUGGAUUCGCCACCCUGCUGCCCAGCCGCACUGAGGGGCAAAUGUGACAUUCUCUCCCCAAAGGUGUGCCUGGCAUCCAUUAUAAAUCAUGAACUUUAUUGAAGUUUAAUUCACAAAGCAUAAUAAUCACCUAUUUUGAGUACAUGGCUUGGUCAGUUUUCACAGGCGUGUGCACUGUGUACCUCCCAAAAGCAAAGCAGGCGUUUUCUUCGUGCCGAAAGAGUUCUUGUGCCUGUGGGUGUUGCAGUUGAUUUCUCAACAAUGUUGCAGUGGAUUCCUUUCUGAGAGGAGGAGUGUGGUGGGGGCAAGAGUGGGCAAGAGGCGCGGAGUCACCACACAGACUCCGGGAGUCGGGUGAAAGCAGGCCUGAGACGAGCAGCCCGCAGAUUCAUUUAUUUGAGUUAGUACAACAGCUUAUAUAGCCAAGACCAGCCAAUCCAGUCAAGGGGCGGUCUAUGCCCCAACCAAUCACAGCCUGUUGCCAGGCAGUUUCCAAAGCCAUACAAUCACAGCCUGUUGCCAGUCAGGCUCUUGUCGCCAGGCAGUUUCUGAAACCAUCCAAUCACAGCCUGCCAUCAGGCUCUAUUGUCAUGUGGUUUCCUCUGUUGUCAUGUGGUUUCUGAAGCCAUCCAAUCACGGCCUGUUGCCAGGCAGUUUCUGUUGUCAGCGGCCAUCUUGGCAUGACCUUUUCACCUCAGUGGCCAUCUUGGCAUGAACUUUUCACCUCAUUCCACCACAUGUGGGCACAUCUUCCCCUUCCUAGCCCCAAGCACCCACCCAUCUGCCUCCUGUCUGUGCACAGUCCCUUUGUCUGCUCUGGAGUUCCCCAUCACUGGAGGCAUGUGAUAGCUGCUGGCGCUGUUUCGUGUCUGCCUUUGGACAUCAUUCUUGCAUCCAGUUUUCCCCAUGCUCAGACUUAGGGUGCAAACUACAGCACCUGGAGGCCAAACUUCUAUUCCAUCCUCACUCUGACGCUGUCUCAGCAGCGCCUGGGCCUGGGCCGCAGAGGGCAUGAAGUCCACAGCAGACCUGCAUCAAAAACUCGGCAGAGCAAUUGAGUUGGAGGCGAUAAAACCGACUCAUCAAAUCCUGAGUGUACAAGAGAAGAAGAGAAAAUCACUUGAUAAUGAAGUUGAGAAGACAGCUAACCUUGUCCUUAGCAACUGGAAUCAGCAAAUUAAGGCCAAGAAGAAAUUAAUGGUGAGCACCAAGAAGCAUGAAGCCCUUUUCCAUCUUGUAGAGAGCUCCAGGCAAUCUGCGACUGAAAAGGAGAAGCGGAAGCUCCUCAACAAGCUGAAAAAAUCAACUGAGAAGCUGGAAAAGGAAGAUGAAAAUUACUAUCAAAAAAACAUGGCCGGCUAUUCCACCAGACUGAAAUGGGAAAGCACACUAGGAAACUGCUACCAGAGCAUCCUGGAGCUGGAGAAGGAAAGAAUUCAACUUUUAUGCAAUAACCUAAACCAGUACAGCCAACACAUUUCUCUUUUUGGCCAAACACUGACUGCAUGCCACACACAGAUUCACUGUGCCAUCAGCAAGGUUGAUAUUGAGAAAGACAUCCAGGCUCUGAUGGAAGAAACUGCAACGUCGUCCACAGAACCCAAGUCCGAGCUGCUACUAACUGAUUACUUUGAAGAAGAUCCCAACAAUGCAAUGAAUAAAGAGAGACGGAAAUCUCUAAUAAAACCAAAAUUGUCGAGACUGGAAAGAGACAUUGAAAAAGCCUCAAGAGACAAAGAAGGCCUGGAACGAAUGCUUAAUGUAUACUCUAGCAACUCUUCCUUCUCCGAUGCAAAGAGCCAGAAAGACACAGCAGCGUUAAUGGAUGAGAACAAUCUGAAACUGGACCUUCUGCAAGCAAAUUCCUAUAAACUUUCAUCUGUAUUGGCAGAACUGGAGCAAAGACCUAAGCCCAGCCAUCCCUGUAGUAACUGCAUCUUCAAAUGGAAAGAAAAGGAGCAUAUGCACAGUUACGUAAAGCUCUCUCGGCCUACUUUGACGAAGAGGUUGGAGAAUGCCGUGAGCCGGGCAUCUGCUGGCGGGCAGAACCACCCAAGCUCUUCAUCUGCAGCCUCUGUUGUGGCCCCGCCCGGCAAGAGUCUUGGCAAGGCUUUAUAUUCUUUCCAAGCCAGGCAAGAUGAUGAAUUGAGUCUGGUGAAAGGUGACAUCGUGAUUAUACAUGAGAAAAAGGAAGAAGGAUGGUGGUUCGGAUCCUUAAAUGAGAGAAAGGGCCAUUUUCCUGCGGCUUACGUGGAGGAGCUACCGUCAAGUGCUGGGAACAUGGCAACGCAGACAUGAAACAAGAUUCUGAACGUGCUGCCUUCCACGCUCUGUAAAUUACGUGACGCAAAUACAGAUAAAAUGCUGUUAUCUUUACAA